Messenger RNA from Batrachochytrium dendrobatidis JAM81, 880 nucleotides. Its product is annotated as tRNA guanylyltransferase. NCBI's taxonomy places the organism in Eukaryota, Fungi, Chytridiomycota, Chytridiomycetes, Rhizophydiales. The transcript is spliced from 2 exons. The coding region runs from base 1 to 783 and encodes 260 amino acids. Gene Ontology annotation, molecular function: magnesium ion binding; tRNA guanylyltransferase activity. Gene Ontology annotation, biological process: tRNA modification. The record is from RefSeq and is a predicted model, not a curated record.
AUGGCAGCAAGUAGGUUCGAGUAUGUUCGAUUGUUUGAGCAGUCUACCUCUCUUUUGCGCAACACCUGGAUAGUAGUUCGUGUAGACGGUCAUGGAUUCCAUCGAUUCUCCAAAACUCACACAUUUGCCAAGCCAAAUGAUACUCGAUCCAUCAGAUUGCUCAACCACUGCGCUGCUGUCGUAAUGCGGGAGUUUAAUGACAUUGUGAUUGCAUACGGACAGUCUGAUGAAUUCAGUUUUGUGUUUCAUCCUUCUACAACCCUCUAUGGUCGACGAGAGGCCAAGAUCAUCACCAACUUGUGUAGUAUUUUUACUUCUAGCUUUGUAAUGAAUUGGCCUACUUUUUUCCCAGAAGAUACGCUGCAGUAUCCGCCUUCCUUUGACGCUCGUGCAGUGUGCUAUCCAACCGUUUUGAAUCUUAAAGACUAUCUUUCUUGGAGACAGGCCGAUUGCCAUAUCAACAAUCUGUAUAAUACUGCUUUUUGGGCACUUGUUCUUGAUCCCAAGGAACCAAAAUCGGAAACUGAGGCAGAAGCUAUCCUUCGUGUAACAGACGCAGCAGCCAAAAACGAGCUAUUGUUUAGUAGAUUUGGAAUCAAUUACAAUACAAUCGACCCGCUGUUUCGUAAAGGAAGUGUCUUGUUUCGACAAAAAACAAAGUCUGUGGAAAAGAUUAGAGAAGAUGGUUCACCUGUCAUGCGAGACAGAUCUGAAAUUAAAACGGAGCAUGUCGAUAUUAUUGGAGAACAGUUUUGGGAGAGUAUGCCAAAUAUUUUGACAUGAGUGAUGAUUAAAAAAUCAAUUGGCAAGAUGAAACACUGGACUUUUUUCAAGAGAUUUUAGCAGGCAUUCUCAUUCAAUAAAAACGGUAUUAUCUGGU